GCGGACCCGUUUAUUUGCUGUGCUACUGAGUGUCUCGCGGGUCGCGCUCUCCUAGUCAACUCGUUUCGUCGCUUGACGGCGCACUUGGACCCAGUCAUGGCUGGGCCGUCUUCCCCUGGCGCGCGAGUUCCAUUUACGGACCAAGAUCGGGAUUACAUGAUCAAAUAUCUUGCGAAGUAUACGACGAAUCCACAAGGCCGCAGUGGAAACGAGAUCUGGAAGACUCUGAAGGAUAAUAAGAGGCACAAGUGGGACUGGGCCAACCGCCACACUUGGCAGUCAUGGAGAAAUCACUACGCUAAAGACCGGGAGUUCUUCGACCGCAAAGUACGCAAGUAUCAACAGAAGAACCCUACGCUCCAGCCGCUCGCCUCUGAUGCUGGUCCGUCAUCAUCACCGGGUGGAGGCGCGAAGCGUGUACGCGUCGCGUUCACGGCCUCCGAUGACGAGCAUCUCGCGGAGUACCUCGCGGAGCACAGUCUUACGACUCCGGGUCGCCUUGGUAACAAGCUGUACAAGACAUUAGCUGGCGACGAGGAGGGCAAAUGGCCUUGGGCCUCACGCCACACUUUCCAAAGCUGGCGCGAACGGUACAAGAACCGCCGCGAAACGUUCGACGAAUACAUCCAGCAACGUCAGCUUGAUCGUCCUCCUCGCGCGGUUUUCGAAACACCUACAGGCUCCCGCCAACGACGCCGCAGGGUAAAGAGGGCGUCUUCUGAGCUAGAUGAGCCGAUCCCAGAAGAGCGCGAAGAGCCAGAGGAGGCUAACGCAAAUGAGGCUAAGGUACGGGAGGCGCGGAAGGAGGAAGAGGAAGAGUCGCAGGAGACAGAGAUGCAAGAGGCGGAGAGCGUGGCCGGAGAGGAACAUGAGGUCGAAGAAGCGAUUCGUAGACGAGAGAAGGACGCCUCGCUCAGGCUGAGUAGCACGCCAUCCCAGCAAGGCAGCGAGACAGGACAGACCGGAACGAAGCGGAGACGGACUGGCGAAUCGGACGAUGGUGUUGCAGAGCUGAGCAAGAUCAAGCGAAGACGCGUUGAAGACAACGGUGGCACUAUAGCACAAAACGAACGCACAACAGAGGCCGAUGCUGGCAUUCCGACACGAGAUGAACGACGGACAGAGAUACCUCAGGCGAGAAGUCCGCAAAGAGUGAACGGGAAGCUUCCUGGAGUGCCUCCCCGCGAGGAUGACUACACUGGAGACAUAUUCGAUCCUCGCGACUCAAGCGACAACGAGACUGAGGACGAGGAAGACGACCAGCAGCAGGAGCACCCGCCAAUCGCAAUCAAGCAGGAGGAGGGGGAAGAGGAUCAGGAAGAUCAGCCCGCUCCUUCAGCUGUCGAGCCGGGGGACCAACGACAGAUCGACGUCGACGUCGAUGCAAUAGCGAGCAUAAAGCAAGAACCAGUGGAAUUCCUUUCACCUGGUGGCGCCCCUUCCCCGACCACGGUCAGUCGCGCUAAAGAUUCGUCAGACCGGCUGUACCCCUCUCUACCACCCCCAUCUCCGCGUAUUACCGAUGUCGAAGAAUUGUCGCUUCCGGGCCAGUUCCCGACAACGUCCACGCCAGUCCACGUCAGAGGGGCUUCUGUAGUUUCUGAGGCUAUCCCUUUGGCUCACGAAUUGCUCGAGAAGAAGGCAGACUCCAAUGAGGUGUCACAGAACCCCACGCCACCCGCAAGCUCUCCGCCAGUCGAAGACAUGGCUCCAGUGAAACAUAAGUACGCUCACAAAGCUACCCGGCAACCCAUCACCCCUCGUGCGCGUCCUCCUGCUCCCAAAGCUAAACACAGGUACUUGCGGAAGCCAUCGGAAGAAAUAUUCGCCUCUGUCGCCAGUACUCCUGUUAUACCUAGUUCUCGGGACGUCACACCUUCCCCGCAGCGUCAGGAGCGGCGGUUCAAACGCCCACGAGAGCCGCCACGUCUUGACGAUGGCCCUUAUAACCACGUCUUUACCGAUGCCAUGGGAAGGGUACAGCCUAGCGGCGCCAGACCGACCGGUGUAGCGGUCGAUGAGGGUAGCGACCGGGGCGACCGGGACGAGGAAGUGAGAGUCUGGCCACCGCUGAGGGGACGGGACAAGGGAAAGAGGAAAGUACAACAAGAACAGACGAAUGCCCGACCACCUAUUGCUUCUGACGUGCAGGUGAAGACGGAAUCGCAAGAACCCGUAGCCGCCCUGCGCCAGCUACCCGCGCAGUCUGCUAGAACGCACCAUCCCUUCAGCCAGCCUACGCAAGAUCUAGGAGCAUCCCAGGACUCUCAAGCACAAUAUAGCCAAUCGCAGCACCACGUCUUCAGCCAGCCGAGUCAGCGAGUCGUCUCUGCCGAGCGCAGCCAAUCAGAGCCUCAGGAGACAGGCACAGAAUUCAUGCCGUCUUUCAGGUUCCCAAAGGCGCAUCUAGACCGUCUAGAGCAAGAAUUGACUAGGAAUGGCCAUCUGUUGCAGACGAGGACGGCUGGCGGCGAGGAUCAACAUGCGGGCGUCGUGACGAGCACGCCUGUCCGGCGAGACACGGCAAGACAUUCUCAUCGUAAUACUUCGAUGUCGGGCCCGUCCAGCGUUGUCCCUGCUCCGCCCGACGAGUUCUCAAGGAAUCCGGAUCUCGGCCGUAGCGUACACUUCGAUCCCGCGCUACCCGACUCCAAAGGCAAGGCAAGGGAUUACGGGCCUUCGACACCGUACAUCAACGGUAGACGACAUACACUCGGGGGCAGUUCCGCACCCCAGACACAUUCCGAGGACGACCACGCCGCAGAAGAGCGUAUCCGUGUCCGACAGUCCUUGCCUCUGUUGCCCUCUGCUCCCCGCGGUAUUCGCUCUGCCGACGACUCUUUCGUUGGCACAGUUUCUACCUCAUUCUCCUUCCGACGACCCCGCAGACGAGAGUCUCUCAGCUUCGUCCAGCAGCCAAAACCACGCUCCGCAUCGGUCGAGCCGGAGCCUCCGAUACAAAUCAGUGAGGACGAUGAGAGCGUCGUGGUGCACAUCGGGGUGGAGACAGCCAUACAAACGAUGUCCGAAAACCAUGGGUUCAACGCGGAGAUUGUACGCAGGGCGUGGAGCCAGACCCAGAGCCUACGUAAGACCGACGCUGUGCUACGGCAGAUGCGUGAGGCUGCUGAAAAGGCUGCUCUGCAGUUCAUGGAAAACCUCCAUGAUGAAAGCAGUCUCCCCGCUGACCCUGGAGCUGUUGUGCGCGGACGACCUCUGGCAUAUGGUGGAAGCCCGCGUCGCUCUUCACAUAAUCGCGAAGCCUCGGUCCUACGUAUCACCCCAGCGGAAGCAGACGAGGAGACCAGCUCAGAAUACUCGCCUCCGAAACCGACUCGAGCGGGGCAGUACGUGCGUCUGGUCAAAGAGGGCAGACCGUACGAGGCCGUUACUCGGGAGAUAAGCUAUGCAACUGGCAUCUCACCGUCACAUACUCCUCAACGGAACGAUAUCGACAAGGACAGGCGUGGUACUACCAGUCCGGACGCUGCUCUGCAGGGAUUCAAUACUCCAGAUGAGUACAGGCAACCCGAUCCUCCUCCUAAUAUUUCGCGAUGGAACGGGUUGGGCUUCGACCCUGCUAAGAUUGCAAUUGGAAAGAGACUCGGACAGAUGUUGGCGAAUAUCAAUGCGUAGUAUCAUUUUUUGUGUUCCGUCAUGUUAAUUCCUGUAGGUGCUCGAGCCUAUUUCUGAUCAUUGCUAUAUGGUUGUAUCAUCAUGGUCACUUCCGAUAGACCUGGUUCAGUCAACCAAUCUGUUUUGGCUCGCCUACAAUGAGGUGAUACAAUCCUAGAGACGCGCAGUGGCUAGGUGAGAAUACGCGCGCGCCAGGAGAAUUUGGGUCGAGCGACG
Messenger RNA from Fomitopsis serialis, 3852 nucleotides. RefSeq lists its product as uncharacterized. The record is from RefSeq and is a predicted model, not a curated record. Lineage: Eukaryota; Fungi; Basidiomycota; Agaricomycetes; Polyporales; Fomitopsidaceae. The coding region runs from base 97 to 3636 and encodes 1179 amino acids. The transcript has 7 exons.